AAAACACAGCACAUAAGUCAACCUUAAUGAUGUCUGAAUCACUGUGAGCACGCUGGUGUCUGAAAGAAAGAUGCGUUCAUGCAGAGACGCGCUCAGCUUCCGAUAUGGGAUUUACUUUGAGGAAACUUUCGGUGGAGUUCAACAAGUCAGGAACUUGCUGGUCAGACUUUGAGCCUCUUUUCCUCCUUCAUGGAUGGAAAUUAAGCGGAAGGAAAGCAAUGCUGGGAAACUCGCGCUUGCAUCAGUUUCCAUGAGGUGGAAAGUUUUGUUUUGUAAAGUUUGAUUUGUUGCGUAAAAACAGAGCCGGGUCAAUGGGGACGCGGCGUUAGUUUACAGGUUGUAAAAGCAAACACACGAGAAAGGCUGUGGAUCUAUCGAUGAACUAAAAAAAAACAAACAAACAAACAAAAAAACCGAGGGAAUAUAAACGCCAAAUAUUCGAGAGGAAAGAGAGACAGGAUGGCAGAGAAGGAGACGCAAAGCAAAGCUGCGGUUUACCGGAGUGUCUCUUUUAAAAAGCUGCACAAUUGGAAGGCCAAUAAAAGCGGUUCGGGUGCCGAGGAUCAGCGCCACGGCUCGGAGGAUUUGGAGACUGGAGGAGCCCUUCCCCCUCCGGCUGCACAGCCCUCGGAUAUGCGCAGUGCUGCUGUGGCUAGAAAAGUUUCCAAAAUCUCAGCAGCCAGCCUCUCGAGGGCAGAGCUGAAGAAGGGAUCCACUCAUACCAUUUCACCCUCAAUCCGCCAGCUCUCUGAAAAGUUUGGAACAAACACAAAUUCAGGCAGCACUUCAGUCCUUCAGUCUACAGUUUCACACAGGAUUAGAUCUCCAGAUGAAUCAUCUUCCCAGGACAUUUCAGGAUGUUUCCCUGAUCAGAACAAAGAUCUUUCUGGAAACCUGAGCGACAAACUUUCGGAUCAUAAGUGUCAAGAGUCCGUCUCUGGCUCGGAUUCGGAUAGAGGUCAUAAAAGGAGGGUUCGAAAGAUCGGAGGUGGCACGAGAGCAGGUAAGACUGAUUAUUCUGAAAUCAGUGAUGGCUCUGACAGCUUUAGUGGUAACACUGUAAAUUCAGAAGAUGAUAUUUUUGUCCUAGGAUUUUCAACAUGCAAGUCUUAUCGCCGCCAUCGCUCUUCCCAAGGUGAAACUAUUCACAUAGAUUCGAGCUGGCCGAGCGUUACAAAAAUUAGAGAGCUUUUCGGGGAUGGUCACAGAAAGAAGCACAAGUCAAUGUCAGAUGGAGAGGACUUGAAAUCUGAUGACUAUCACCUUCACCAUUCCUACAACACAAAAGACGACAACACGUCUUCAGACAAGAGCGACAGGCAGUCGCCACUGCAGCCAAGAGGACACUGGCGGGACACAAACAGCUCAGAUCAUGAUGCUAACCGACAUCAGGGUAUGGACUCUGGUUUUAGCACAGAAAAGCAUUCUCAUGAUGGUGAUCUUAGCUCUGUGACAAGAAAACCGUCAACGGAUAUAAGUAGAGUCGAGACUCAAAAAAUUAGAAGAAAGGGAUGGACAGACAGUGACCCCAGACCCACUCCACCCACCCCUCCACCUCGCACUAGUUCUAUUGCACUGCCUCUCAGGUCCCAUUCGGGUGCUUACAGUGAGCAGCGGCAGGAGCAGAGACAGAGGGCGAAGCAGCCGCAGCCAUCAGAUAGUUUGCAUUCCUCACAUAGUUCCUCAAAACCACAGACGGGCUCCUCCGUGGAACCGGUCAGCACUCGUGAGAGAUUGAGCUCUGGAGAAGAGGAGGACGAGUCAGAUAGAAAAACACUUUCGUUUGUGCACAGCAGUGAAGGAACUGGCACAUAUAUUUCAAGAAACAAGCAUGAUGCCUGGGCCAAACUCUCUCAUAGGUCUUCAGGUAGUGAGGAAGACAGCCCAGCAGGAUUAGCUCAUCAAGUUCGACGUCGUUCCUUGAGGAAAAAGAAGAAAAGCAAUUGCAAUAGAGAGAAUGAGGAAUCUGAUGACAGUGACAACCAGCCCGUGAUGAUGGAGCACCUGGAGCGCCACCAGCGUUCAUGUGAUUCUCAAAUGGAGGGACGUAGGCUUGACAGCUUCCGGUCUAAGCCCUACGUUACUGGGCAGAUGUGGGAGAGAGCUCGGGGUUCCUCUGUUGUUCAGGACAGUUAUAGACGUUUAUGUAAAGCAUCUGAAGGACAAGCUGGCACCAGUAAUGUCCCAUUUGUAUCACGUGUGUCAAAAGUAACCAUUCCCUCGUUUCUCUCCACCCCCUUGGGGUCACGCUGCAGUAGCAGAUAUUCCAGCACUGAGACUCUGAAGGCUGAAGAUCUUGUGAGUUCAACAUCCAACAGAGCGUCAUCUUCUGUCCUUAGCAAAACAUAUCAUGGCAAUGCCACUAUGUACCGCUCACCUAGUUUUGGGCAUGGGGACAAUUUUUCUCGUGCUCCUGUCCGUGUUCGUCCUCGGCUGGUGCCUAGCAUGAAUAAAGGAGAAGGCGCUCCUAAAGCUUCAGAAAACAGAUUAGGUUGCCGUCCUGUCAGUCAUGAAAAAGAUGAAGACAGAAUAUCAAUGUCAAAUCCUGAUAUUGCUUCAGAAACUCUGUCACUGCUGAGUUACCUGAAAACUGAUUUAUCAGAGCUAAGAAUGAAGAAGAGAGGCCAAGAAGGUGAAGAAAGUCUGAAAUCCAGCAACCAGGGUGUUCAAAGCACAUCAGCUAUGUACCGAAUGGGCUCAAGAACUGCAGGGUUGAACUCUAGAAGGCCCUCACUAAAGGACCUCACUGCUACUUUGAGGAGGACCAAGUCUUUCACUUACUCGGAGAAACCAUUAGGGUCAGCUAUGAGGAGUUUUUCUGAGCAAAGACUGGACUGUGAAAGUGAUGGAGAUCGAGUAGUCAUCUCUGAUAGAGAGGUGGAGAGUGAUGAUUGCAGAGGUUGUUAUGAUUAUGAAGAGCCGAUGCCAACCCCUGUACAAGAUCGCUACAUUCAAGAAGCAAGACAAGUAAUAAGAGAUAUUUGUCAAAUGAGUGCUAACAAGGAUUAUGAUGAUGAUUAUGAUAAUGAUAAUGAUAAUGAUGACAUUGCAGGGUUUAAAAGAAAUGGGAAUUUUGACAUAGUGGCAGCUAAUAAAGAAACAAGCAUGAAGCAAGUGGAGAGGAUGGAUGGACAGAUUGUAGAGACUGUAAACAAAAAGCAGGCUGAAAGAGAAAGUGGGAAAUGUUUACCAAGAGGAAAUUCAGAGGAGAACAUGUUUGGUGAUAAGUCAUUGGAUGAACUUUCGGGACAUGAAUCAAGUCUCACAGAUGAAGGAAUUGUCACAGAGCCAGAGGCAGGCUUAUAUGGAGGGCUGUCCUCUGGCACAGACUUGCUAGGCCAGACGCUCACUGUUUGGACUAAGUCUGGACUGUAUGAGGACCAGUCACCCAACAUGACGCUGGAGAAGUCUCUUUCUGCUCCUGCUCCAUCUGUGAGGACAGAAUAUGAGGCAGUAGCUAUAGGGGAUGUAAGCAUCAGUAAAAAUGUAAACCAGGCUUCUUUAGAGGCUCCGCCUACUCCCAGUGCUCUUCGAAGACGGAGGAAAUUCUCCUCAGCUGCCAACAAUGGCUCAGACUCCAGCAAUGGCAGUAACGGGGAGUCAAAUGGUGAGUCUGCUUACCGAUCUCUCAGUGAUCCCAUGCCGCACCGGAGUCGCUCAGUAGCAGAGGAUGGCAGUAACAGUUUUUCCAUGGAUAGCAACCUACUUGGCUCACUCUCUCUAAACUCAAAGGUUGGUGUAAGUGCAGAUUCCUCUGCAGCUGAUCUGUCAGAGUGUACCGGCAGUGCAGCUAGUGAUCUGUCUGUGUAUAAUGACUCGCUGCGGGAUUACAGCACUGUGAUACAGAGCAUAGUGCAUGAACCUGGUGCAAUGGACAAGCUCAUUGAUGAGAAGGCAAAUGGAAAAGCAGUGAAAAAGAAGAGUUUUAGUGACCCCAGCAGACGGGGUGAACUGGCUUCUCCAGCCCUUGAAGUCCAGAAACAUUCUAAUGAACCUAUUAAUGAGUUAGAGCAGCCCAUUCCUCCUUCAAGCAGUGAGCCGAUCUUGUCAGAGCAAAGAGAUGAGCUGUGGGAGCGAAACAAUGAGCAGUGUCAGCAGUAUUCCAACAGGAGCUCUCCAUCCCAAUCAGAGCUUUUGCCCUGCCAUCUUGACCGCAAUGGAGUUAAUAAAAUGGGCAAUGAGGAGCCAAAGUUGCCCUUUGACCCAAAGCUGGCACAGGUGUUGUCUCCUUGCAUAAGUCGUCGCGGUUACAAGAAACGCACACACCGUGUCGCACAUCAACAGUCUUGCGAUGAUGGGGACCAGUUAGAGGAACAGCACGAAGAUCAGACUUAUGAAGAUCAUCUGGAUCCUUCCAAGUCCAUCCUGCCUCAGCUUCCUGUACCUAAAAUAAGGCCUAAACAUGUCCGCCAUGCCAGUGAGCCUGCAACGUUUGUGCCCAUUUCAACAUCUAACCAACAGCGUAGCUCUUUUAAAAGCCCUGAACCCCAACAGCUCUCAAGAUGCAGACAAGGAGAAGGAACCCCAUCAUUAGAGGAUGUGACGGAACAGUACAUUCUGGCCUUGAAUCCACCCGAGGGGUCUUCAGAUGCCCCUGGUGAAGGGGCUGUUAUGGAAGGUACCAGCUCUGCUCCUGCAACAGCCAGUAUUGACCCCAAACUGCAAAGGAAGUCCAGUGAUGAGCUGACUCAGGUCCCACUUAAAACCAAACCACGUGUGGAUAUGAGAAGACAUGUCAUGAUGACUCUACUGGACACUGAACAGUCAUAUGUGGACUCUUUGAGGACGCUGAUUCAGAGCUACAUGAAGCCACUGAAGCAACCGGAGAACUCGCCGCUCUGUGAUCCGUCACUAGUAGACGAGAUGUUCUACCAGAUCCCAGAAAUCCUAGAGCACCACGAGCUCUUCCUGGAGCAGGUGAUCAGCUGCGUUAAUGACUGGCAUGACCGCCAGACCAUCGGCGACCUCCUCGUCCUGUCGUUUUCCAAAGAGGUGCUGGCUAACAUUUACUCGGCGUACAUCGACAACUUCUUGAAUGCCAAAGACGCAGUGAGGAUCGCUAAAGAAGCUAAACCUGCUUUCAUGAAGUUUUUGGAGCAAAGUAUGCGAGAGAAUAAAGAGAAACAAGCUCUGGGUGAUCUGAUGAUCAAACCUGUGCAGCGUAUCCCGCGCUACGAGCUGUUAGUCAAAGAUUUGCUGAAACACACUCCCGAAGAUCACCCAGACCAUGCGCACCUGCUGGAUGCUCAGAAGAACAUAAAGCGGUUGGCUGAGAGGAUCAAUAAGGGACGGCGUAACGCGGAGGAGGUGGAGCGAGAGACACGGGUCAUGCAGGAGAUCGAGGCACACAUAGAGGGGGUGGAGCAUAUCCUGAAUCCUCAGAGGAAAUUCCUGAGACAGGAAAUGGUGAUGGAGGCGAAAUCAGUCGGAGGGAAGAAGGAUCGCUCUCUCUUUCUGUUCAGUGAUUUGCUGAUCUGUACGACUCUGAAGAGGAAGUCGGGCUCUUUACGCCGGAGUUCCAUGAGUCUAUAUUCAGCUGCUAGUGUCAUUGACACCUCCAGUAAAUAUAAGUUCCUGUGGAAACUGCCCUUGGAGGAUAUUGAGUUAGUGAAAGGCUCGAAUCAGGCCACCAACAGGGAUACAAUCCAGAAAGCCAUCAGCCGUCUGGACGAGGACCUCAGUACCCUCGGGCAAAUCAGCAAGCUGUCAGAGACACUCAGUUUUCCUCACCAGAGUCUGGAUGAUGUGAUAAAGGACCUGAUGGCGUCAGUUCACAGAGAAUUAGCAGAGAAGCAGUCCCUGGCAUUCAGCAUGACCUUCCUACCCACUAAACUGGAGCUGAGCGCGGCGUCUGUAGACAGCACGUUCAUCUUCGAGUUCAGCAGUCCAGACGCACGCAGCAACUUCGAGCAGGCUUUUGAGGAGGCCAAAAAAAAGCUUGCUAUGAACAAAGACGAGUGGGACCCUGAGUUCCUAAAAGCCAUCCCCAUCAUGAAGACCCGCAGCGGCAUGCAGUUCUCCUGCGCCUCACCGAGCCACAGCAGCCCGGAGAACGUGUGUGAGGUGUGGGUGUGCAAUAGUGACGGCUACGUAGGCCAAGUGUGCGUGCUGAGCAUCAGGGCCGAGCCCACUGUGGAGGCCUGUAUUGCCGUCUGCUCCGCACGGAUCAUCUGCAUCGCAGCCGUGCCCGGACUCAAGAGCAGGGAGCGUGUUGAAGCAAGGCACUCUGCCCCUGCGGCGCCGCCGGAGUCUGAGUCACCACCCACUCCUUCUGUCCAACCUCAGCUCCACAUCUCCAUCUCUCGCUCCUCUCCAGAGCUCAGUGAUCCUCCUGCUCCCACAGCACCUGAACUAGGGCCCUUCGAAAGUGAUGACUCGGAUGACGAAGACUCACCGAGCCCCUCGUCCACGCUGCAGAGCCAAGCCUCACAUUCCACCAUUUCGUCCAGCUACGGCAAUGAUGAGGGAGCAGGCUGUAAGGACAUGGCCCCUGAGACUACCAGUUCAGAGGAGGAGCAGGAGUUCUCCAGCGGGUUUGGGCCACAGCGACUAAGCGUUGAUAGUCCAAUGGAUGGUCGCGCCAUGCGCAGAUCCAGCCGAGGCUCCUUCACCCGCGCCAGCCUGGAGGACCUGCUGAGCAUCGACCCGGAGGCCCACCAGAGCUCAGUGUGGCUGGGCACCGAGGAUGGCUGCAUCCAUGUUUACCAAUCAUCAGACAACAUCAGGAACAGGAAGAACAGCAUGAAGAUGCAGCACUCGGCCUCCAUCUUGUGCAUCCUGUAUCUCGACAACAAAGUCUUUGUGUCCCUUGCUAAUGGUGAAGUGAUUGUGUAUCAGAGGGAAGCAGGGAGUUUCUGGGAUCCUCAGAGUUCUCAGACUUUGUGUUUGGGUUCUCCGAGUGGUCCUGUCACUAAAAUGGUCCCAGUGGCUGGGAAGCUGUGGUGUGGCUGUCAGAACCGGAUUCUCAUCAUCAACACCAGCACUUUAACACAAGAGCACUCGUUUGCAGUAGGCCAGGACAGCGGGCGAUGUGUGGCCUGCAUGGUGAGCUAUGGUCAGGGAGUGUGGGUGGCUCUGCAGGGCAGCGCUCAGGUUCGUCUGUACCACUCCACCAGCUACGAGAGCAUUGCUGAGGUGGACGUGGCACCUGCUGUUCACAAGAUGCUUGCAGGCUCGGAUGCCAUUAUCCGCCAACACAAGGCUGCAUGCCUGAGGAUCACAGCUCUCCUUGCAUGUAGAGAUGUAUUGUGGAUUGGGACAAGUGCUGGGGUAGUGCUCACUCUUCCAGUCCCACCUGUGACUUCUAACGUGGCUACGGCACCUUUGCGGACUCCGCUUGUGCCCACUGGCUCUGCCCACGGCCAUACAGGCCAUGUCCGAUUCCUCACCUCUGUUGAGCUGCCUGAGGGCUUUGACGUCCACUUUCCCUCCCAGGCGGAAUCAGAGCUGAGCAGUGACGGAGCAGUGCAGCAGCGUCGAUCCUCCACCCUCCUCACAGGUAAAUCCACUCUGCUGGUGAUCAGUGGUGGAGAUGGCUACGAGGACUUUAGGCUGAACAGCAGCAGCGAGACCGUGGGACGAGACGACAGCACCAAUCACCUGCUGUUGUGGCGUGUGUGAGCAGCUUCACACACUACAUAUCAGGCCACCGUGGCAUGAAAUCAGGCUCCGCCCCCUUCCUUGCAGCGUGCUGCUCAAACCUCUGAACCCUGCUAUCUCUGUGCAUGAGCAUGACAGAAACUGAAAGGGUCAUUUCUAACAUUUUCUUUGUUUCGUUGUGUAAUCAGUCGUCGAGUUGUACUCUCUGUGUCCCACAUGGUGUAAGAAGUGAAUUUCGCUCUGCCUGUGGUGUUUCCUAGUGGGAUUUAUACGUUUAGCGUGACACCAGUCUACAGAGAAGAGAUGACGUGGAGGACUUGUCCAUGGAAAGGAAAAAGCACUGGACGGAGAAUGAAGGAGAAAAAAAAGCAUGAUGUCUGAAGCAACUGCAAUGUGGGAAAGGAUAAUAUUCUCCUAAUCGGAGAGUAUAACUGAAGGAUAAUAGAGCUGAGACAAGCUUAUAGAUCUAAAGAUGAUGAGAUGAAAGAAACAGACUUUGAGUCUACUGGGACGAUUGCAUGGACUCUAAAGAUGACUGGAUAUCUCAAAGUGUUUUCUGUCCUGCCCCUCUUUAGAGAACGAUGGAUGCUGGACUCGUUUACACACAGCGUGAUCAACUACUGCUCCGUCACACUGUGAUCGUGUUCAUGAACAGCAAGGUUUUGUCUCGAGCUCCACAAGCGAGGGCAAUACGAGAGUUUGUCUGUACCUAACCAAUGUGCAAUAUAAGGCUAGGGUAUCUACUUAAGGCUAUAUUAUAUACACACACCCUUGCACAUACACACCAACUAAAGCCACAUACUUUUCCACCUCCUCAGUGCAGUCGGUUCAGGGAUUUUAAGAAAUGGCCUGAAUUUCCAUGAGUUUCACAAGAAACUAAAGGUUAAAAUUUAAAAAAAUAUAUAUAAAUAAAAAAUGACAGUGUUGUGUGUGUGUGUGUGUGUGUGUGUGUGUGUAUGUGUACUUCUGAGUCUAAACCAUCCAAACCCUUUAGCCAGUAUAGACAACAGCUGCAUGCAAAAACGCAAAGUACAUGAGAUUAUUGUCUUCUGCAUUAUUUUCAGUUGCAUAAAGGUAUUAACUAUACAGUACACUCUUAGCAAAAAGGGUUCCUCAGCGGUUCUUUAUAUGGCUCUAACUUUCUAAAAGCCUUCUAAUUUAGACACCUUCCUAAAAUAAAAGCCUGAUUGUAGAACCUUCCUAAGAGAGACAAACUAGAACUUUUCCUCCUAAGCAUUUAGUUUUAGUUUAAUGGUUAUUUCUUGAUUAGUUGUGAAAAUAUCCAUCUUUUCAGCAGUAAUUUUGUAAUGGGUAUAAAUCUAGAACUCAAAAAUGGUUGUUUUUAUUGUGGGUUAAAGCUUAAAAAGAAGCGUCAGAAGCAGGAAAAAAAAACAACAACUUACCCAUACUAAGAACUCUUGAGGAACUUGCUUUUUUUUUUUUUUUUUUUGUAAAGUGCAUCAUCAUCAUCAUCAUCUCUGGUGAUCAAGUAAAUAGCUUGAGUAGCUCAAGGUGUUGCCAUGGUGAUAAAAAAAAAAAAAAAAAACCCGCUCCACUCCAAAGCUCCUGCUUCUUGGAUCCAGCAUUUUGUUGUUUCUGCGGUUGAAAUGCGUAAGAGUUCGAGAUUAGGAUCUAGCACUGCGUUGGUGGAAACAGGCUUACCUGUAAGAGCAUUCUAAUGCUUAAUGCCAUAUUGCCACAAUCACAGCCCACUUCUUUACACAUCACACUAUUCUUUCUGUUGACCAGUUAUUGUUUUGUUUUUUGUUUUUGUUUUGUUUUUUUUUGUUUGUUUGUUUAUUGUUGCUUUUAAAUAUGGAGUCCAGUAGGUCAUAUAAAGGAGCAGCCAGUAUGGCUGUUGUGGUGAAAUUGUGUACAGUAUUUAUGUUUUUGUCCUUUUUUUUUUUUUAUUUUUUUUUUUUUUUAUUUUACAGCACUUAAUUUAUAAAGACUUCUCUUCUGUUACCUAAAAAAGGUGAAGCUGUAUGGCUCGUUCAUGCUACUUUCCGGUUCUGUCUGACCCACACACACACAUCAGCAGCAGUAAUCAGGUUUCGCUGCACAUUUUCACAUAGACAUUAUUUAUGUUUGAGUGUCAGCAAAACGAUAGAACCGUAUAACUGAAGAGAGAGAAAAAAUGAAAUCAGGAAGAGCUAAACACUAAAAAGUGUUGAGUGAUCUGAAGGCACCUACAUGGAAUCGAUCCACACCACUGUUUUUAAAAGAAAUGACAUUUUUGAGCUAAGUUUUAAAGCAGUUGUUUACACCACGCAUUCCUUACCACCAGCAUUGUUUUGUUUGUUUGUUUGUUUUUUUUGCUAGUUUAGCUGAAGAAGGAUCAAGUGUAUUUCUUGCUUUUGUGCGAUCUCCAUCAUCGGCUUAGUAAAGACUCGCACAAGGAGUCCCAGAGGUAAUAAUGCAGUCAUGUUAUAGUAGAAAACAGAAAAAAAUAAAACGUGUGUGUAGAACAAAUCUGACUGGGAAAUUCGGUAAAAAUGUACGCAGUAUAAAUACCUCUAUGAUGCAUUCACUGCUCUAAAAGAUGAGGAGGCUGGAUCUGCACUCUAUACUUAGAGCAGGGUGUCAGAUCUUAUCCGGAAAGGUCCGGUAUGGGCGCAGCAGGGUCUAUUGGACACAUGAGUCUAUUGAAUGCUAAGAUCAACAGGUGGAAUGAUGAAUAUGGCCUCUGCUUGACGGAUAUAAAAAAAAAAAAAAUGGACCCACACCAGUGCUUUGCAGAUAAGAUCAGACACCCCUGGGCUACUUUACGGAGCCAUCGGACAGCGUAAAUUAUAUAAUAUGGACGCCAGUCAUUAGAAAAUCUUUAAACAUUUAAAAAGUCAAUAGGUGUUCCUGUGGUCUAGUCAGGCAUGUGAAUUUAAUAUCUAUAAUAUAUAAAAACAAAACGUAAAUUAAAUAAGGCCCAAUUCUCUCAAUAUAAAAUGUGGAUUACAUUGUUAGUUAAUAGAGAAACGUAUAAAUGUUGCUGCGCUUUCCCCCCAGUGUCACCACUUCGUUGUAGAACGUUUUCCACCACAGGAAAGUCUUCAGGAAUGAGAUCUGUACAUUUCAGUGUCUUUUCAGUUUGUUGACAAGUUUUUUUAUGUCUUUAACAUCAAGAAAGUGCUUUAAAAGAAAAAAAAAGGGCUGGUGAGGGACCGAUUACUUAUAGCUGUGAAACACAAGUUGUUAUUAAAUUUAUAAUAACUAUAAAUAGUUAGAAAGGUUAACAUUAUGUGAUGAUUGGCAGGCGGUGGAAAAGGAAUGAAACGUUUUAUAAACAGUACUGAGAUGAAUAGACUGCCGAUCUUUUUUCAGUAGCUGCCUCUUAUUUCCGAGACACAGAGUAGUAGUAUAUUACAGGCUGAAAGUUGUAAAAACAUGUUUCAGGAAAAAGUUUACAGUUGCCGUUAGAAAAGCUGACAUUUGUCUGUUGACAUUUAGUCCAGGUAAAUAUCCUGCCAGAGUGUUUAGUGCAUCCCAUGAGUCACUUUGGGCUGAAACCUCUUGAAUUUUUCUAGCUGUCUUUACAGAUAAAGAAAGAGAUUAGAACCAAAUGAAGAGACGAUAGGCAUGUAGUGUUGCUGCUGAUGUUAAAACAACAGAUUGUUAUUAAAUUUAUUGUCCUGUAUCUUGUAGAAAGAGCUAAUGUUCAGUUGGUGUGCUACACACACACAAUUAUAUAUGUACACACACACUGUUUUUUAGAGCAUGACUGUCAAACCGAGAUUUUUUUUUUUUUUCUCACAAAACUUCUUUUAUUCUUGUUUGGUUGUUUGAUUUUUGUUGUUUUGGCCACUCUUACAGUAUUUAGGCACAACAACAUGGGUUUUCCAGGAACACACACGCACGUUAAUUUAUCUUUAAUUUAGAAUAGCUGUCGAACUGCAAUUUGUUUGUUUUUGCCCAUUUUCCAGAAUUCAGGCAAAGCAAUAUAAAUUUUCCCAGACCACCACGCACGCACAAACACCCAUAUAUGUCAAAAAAAUCCAGAGAGAUAUUAUCAUCAGUUGUACCAGAAAAAUACAGUUUCUUUGGAAGUCAUAUUUAUCCAGAAAUCAACAUCUAUUUCUGUCAAACUCUGUAUAACAUGGCCAGAACUUCGCUCAUUUAAGCGGCCCUCUUAAACAUCCAACCUUUUGAAAGGAUGUGAUAUAAACAUAAUAUAAACACAUGUCUUUUUAAACAUUGUUGUUCUGCAUUUUAACCUCACACUUCAGUUUCAGCAGGAGAUGAUGGGAAAGAGUGAGCACUCCCUUCCCCUUUUUUUCCCCCCUACAGGAUAGAGCACAAACUAUAAAGAAAUCUAUUUCUGCAGCAGCUGAUGUAACAAAAGUAAUAUGUAACAAAUGUGUUUGACUCAGUGAUGAUCUGUAUAUAUGGCUAUAUAUGUCCACAUUGAACUUUAGCUUGAUUCAUUGGUCACAUGUGGGGGAAAAACUUCAUUUUUACUGAUCUGACUGCAAGUUGAGAGCACGUACUGUAUCCCACAGACAGAGGUCUCGUCUCAUUGUCUCGGCUUGAACGGAGCGCCAGUUGGCUGUUUAUUUAGCAAACACUUGCUCUUUGGGAAUGUGUGUGUGUUUUAGUCAUGCGGGUUUGCACACAUUGUUAUCCAUGCUGGUUGUGUGUGUGUGUGUUACAGACAGCCAUUCUCAUACCACUUGCAGUAAUAUAAAUCUUAUUUCAGCACACACACACUAAAUCGGUCACUUGUGUCAGAAUAUCUGCUAUUAUUUUGAUACUUGUUUUCAUUCAUAGAUCUGCUGUGAAUAUUUCCAUCAGGUUGUACGUCCUGAUUUCACAGAUUUGAUCAGCCAAUCAGAAACACCAUCACAUAACAUCACUGCUAGUCUUUCUUUUCUUGAUUCCUUGAUUCAUUUCAUAGCAUGUACAUAAUAAUGUUUCUGACUUAAAGCUCCUUUAAACUACCCAAUAUAAUUCAUCCAAAAAAAACAUUAACACUUAAAACCGUGCUUAAUUUGGCAGCGCCUGCAAGCUAGUGAUGCAUCAGUAACAUUCAGAUGGAGUAGGAGAAUUUUUCUGGUACUUAUCCAUACCCACAGUGAUACAGACAUGAGGAAGGUACAUAGUACCCUGUAUAAAAAAUAAAUUAAAAAAAAAAAGACAUUUUAGAAAGGUUAAAUACGUUGAAUCUAGUCAAAUUUACUACUGUUUCAUAUUAUAAGAUCACGAUAAACCAAAUCUUAUUAUUAUUAUUAUUAAACUCAUUUCAAUUUUCUGUUUUUGUUGGUGAAUUAUUGUGCUGAUUUUAAGCAUCACUUAAAGAAGAAUUUUUUUAGAAAGAAAUUGAUUUUUUUUUUCUAGAAACUGCCAUUAGAAUAAAGAAUAAAUAAAUAAAUAAAAUUAUUAAUUAAAUAAAAAUAAAUAAAUUACAUUUAAAGCUUAAAAAUGGUCAAAUAUGUGUAGACUUAUUAUUAUUAUUAUUAUUAAGGUUUUAAGAUAUUAAGUUAUAUUAGGUUUUAAGAUAUUAAUCUAAUAUUUGGUUUAUAGUUGUCUUAUAAUAAGAAAUUGAUACAUUGAUUCAAUAUAUUCUAACUUAUUGUCAUUUUUUUGCAGAAAAAUGAACAGAGCAUUAACUCGGCUCGCUUUAUGUUUAAUGCCAUGCUUUUUCUGUAGAGGAUAUUAAACCAAUCGAAAGGUAUCUUUUCUAGAUCGCACAAGUGUGGUCGCUAAAAACGAGCUCGUUAAAACAAUGUCAUCAAUUGCACUUUUAAGGAUGGAAGCAUGCCUCAGGGUCUCAGUGCUUGUUGAAUUGAAGUGCUCUUUCCUGUAUGUGGGCUUUGCUGCACUGUGUUCAUGAAAAUCUUAGUGUUCAUGCAAUUUACUGCAACUUGUACUCAUUUUUAGUGACCUUAUUCGCAGAUAGUGCUCUGCACCAUCAUGACACGCCCCCUUACAGUAAUUUAACCCUGUGCUCGGUUUGCACUCUGUUAUUUUGUGUAAUAUGUCUAGUGGCACUUCACAAGGUAUUUGCUGCAGGUACCUGAUCAUAUUAAUAGUGCAAAUAAAAGACCAUGGUAUUGGAUUUGAUCCAUCACUGCCUUAAUGCAACCUCUAAAGCUAUCGGAGCCCCUAGCUAACAUUGUGUCAGCAGUAGCCGGUAACUAGCCAGACAGCUAGCAUUAGGUAAACUAUCAUAUUGAGCAAGGAGGUAUGGCGGUGCAGUGGGUAGCAUUGCCACCUCAGAGCAGCAGUGUUUAUGGAGUUUUGCAUUGUUCUGCUUCUCCAGUUUUCUCCCAGAAACAUGCCAGCGGAGUAUGGUUUACAGGGUCUAUUCAUCUCACGGCCAGUGAGCGCCACCCUGACCCUUCCCAGGAUAAAGCACUUAAUUAGAAUUGAAUAAAUUAAUCAUAUUGUUUAUUUAACCCUAGCCAAGUUACCUAGUAAUCUGGCUAACUUAGUCGGUUAUAAAGUAGUUGGUUAUCAGUGAUGUUAUAGUAUGAAGAUUCUGAUUGGCUGAGCCAUUUACACAUACCCUAUACAUUCCCAGGAUCCAUCUCACUUGUAACUACACACACAUUUGUUAUUAGAUUCACUGUAGUUACUGAAUCAGAUGCUUUAAAAUAAAGAGCUGAAUAAUAUACUGAAAUUUUAAGUUGUGUGUGUGUGUGUGAGAGAGAGAGAGAGAGAGAGAGAGAGAGUGAAAGCUGCCAACUUUUUCUAGAUGUUAGUGUUAAAAUUGUGUUUUGAUGUGUUGUAUCUUCACAUCCAGAAAAUCACACACUGAGGGCUGAUUAUUUUGUGGCAUGUGGAAGAAUCUGCUUUAUUUCACACAGUGAACAUGUCUAGAGAAGCAUAUUUUCAUAUGAUAGCACAUAAAUGAGCAAAAAGACCAUCAGAUCCGUAACUUCAGUGUGUUUGUAGCCUUCCAGCCAUUUUUUUGUGUGAAGGAAGUCAUUGUGUUUAUUGUAAAUUUGGAUAUAUAUUACCUUUCUUUCUGUACAUAGUGCUAUCUCUGUCUAUAUUGUUGAUAUAAAUCUGAUGGCAUAUUUUUAUAUACUUGUUUAAGUUGCCUUGGUUUUGUUUUUUUUUUGUUUUUUUCCCCCCAUCAGCAUGUCCUCUGUGCUGCCAUAUUUAAAUAAGUGUGUCGUCAUUUAGAAGAAGAGCCUCGCUUCUCUGUUCCAGUCCUCAUGGUUCCUUCACUGCUUCACUGCUUUUCCUUGUUAUGGUUCUUGUGGGUUUCUUUGCAAUUAAAAACUAUCACUGGUUGCCAGAUCAUUA
Molecule: messenger RNA, 14844 nt
Organism: Hemibagrus wyckioides
Lineage: Eukaryota; Metazoa; Chordata; Actinopteri; Siluriformes; Bagridae
Product: rho guanine nucleotide exchange factor 17-like
Exons: 20
Coding region: 460-7620 (2386 amino acids)
Biological process (GO): actin cytoskeleton organization
Molecular function (GO): protein binding; guanyl-nucleotide exchange factor activity
Source: RefSeq, a predicted model, not a curated record